Molecule: messenger RNA, 201 nt
Organism: Penicillium cosmopolitanum
Lineage: Eukaryota; Fungi; Ascomycota; Eurotiomycetes; Eurotiales; Aspergillaceae
Gene: sod1
Product: superoxide dismutase SOD1
Exons: 3
Coding region: 1-201 (66 amino acids)
Biological process (GO): superoxide metabolic process
Molecular function (GO): metal ion binding
Source: RefSeq, a predicted model, not a curated record
AUGGCCUGUACAUCCGCUGGCUCCAACUUCAAUCCCUUCGGUAGAGCCUAUGGUGGACCAGGUAACACGGAACGCCAUGUCGGCGACUUAGGAAACUUCAAGACCGAUGCUGCUGGCAACUCCAAGGGGAUGAUGAAGGACCAUCUCGUCAAGUUGAUUGGCCUGGAAACGUACCUUAGUUAUUCACGCUGGUACGGAUGA